AUGGAGCGAUAUCUGGAGCUGGUGCCCGACGCUGGUGCCAACGCAGCGGCCCGCGCGCUCCCUGUCGCCUCGCCGUCCCCGCGCUCCCCGUGCUUCACGCCGGGGUCGGGGUACGCGCCGCCGAGGGGCGUGCUGGACCUGUUCGAGCUGCUCGAGAGCAUGGACAGCGACGUCGAGUCCGAGGUCCGGCGCGUGCGCCGCGGCAUCCAGGAGACGCGGAUGCUCGUGCGCGCGUGCCGCGAGGACUCGGCCGCGCGCCGGCUCAAGACGAUUGAGCCUGUCCGGGGACGCCAGCAGUAG
Molecule: messenger RNA, 300 nt
Organism: Epithele typhae
Lineage: Eukaryota; Fungi; Basidiomycota; Agaricomycetes; Polyporales; Epitheliaceae
Exons: 2
Coding region: 1-300 (99 amino acids)
Source: RefSeq, a predicted model, not a curated record